UAGCUUACACCUAUCGAAACGUAUAGAAUAUGUUAAAAUUGACUUUCCAGUCAUAGAAACGCUAACAACCUAGAAAUCGCACUAGCUGGAAAACCUCAGGUGUUAACGAAGUCAGAAGCAAGUUCGAUUGUUCGAAAUUCUAUUUGUCCGUUCAUUGAUCUCCUUCAUCUGUACUCGAAUGAAGAGCCUAGGAAGGGCGGAAGCUAGGAUUUCCUACUGUAUCUGGGUUUGUAGAGAAGAGAUGGUUUGAAUAAAGUCGGUACUGGAGUUUUUCCUAGAUCGACAUGAAUCUUCUUCCCGCAAAUCCUCACGGUAACGGAUUAUUGUAUUCUGGUUUUAACCAAGACCAUGGGUGUUUUGCAUGUGGAAUGGAGAAUGGAUUCAGAGUGUAUAACACCGAUCCCCUUAAAGAGAAGGAAAAGCAAGAGUUCCUUGAAGGUGGAAUUGGUCACAUUGAAAUGCUGUUUCGGUGCAAUUAUUUAGCAUUGGUUGGAGGUGGAAAAAAGCCGAAGUAUCCUCCUAAUAAAGUGAUGAUAUGGGAUGACUUGAAAAAGAAGACAGUUAUUGAAAUAGAAUUUUCUACAGAGGUCAAAGCUGUGAAACUACGACGAGAUCGGAUUGUAGUAGUCCUUGAUUCGAUGAUAAAAGUAUUCACUUUCACACACAAUCCCCAUCAGCUGCACGUCUUUGAAACUUGCUACAACCCUAGAGGGCUGUGUGUCCUAUGUCCGAAUAGCAAUAACUCGCUCCUUGCAUUCCCGGGCACUCAUACUGGACAUGUACAGAUUGUUGAUCUGGCCAACACAGAAAAGCCUCCUGUAGAUAUUCCAGCACAUGAAGGAGUCUUAAGCUGCAUUUCACUGAAUCUUCAAGGGACACGUAUUGCUACAGCAUCAGAAAAAGGGACCCUAAUACGAAUAUUUGACACUACAACAGGACAUCUGAUCCAAGAGCUAAGAAGGGGAUCACAGGCAGCAAAUAUCUACUGCAUAAACUUUAAUCAAGAUGCCUCCUUAAUCUGUGUAUCUAGUGACCAUGGCACAGUGCACAUUUUUGCUGCAGAGGACCCAAAGAGGAACAAACAGUCAAGUUUGGCUUCAGCAAGCUUCCUUCCUAAAUAUUUUAGUUCCAAAUGGAGUUUCUCCAAAUUCCAGGUUCCUUCAGGGUCUCCUUGUAUUUGUGCCUUCGGAACAGAAACAAAUGCUGUCAUAGCAAUAUGUGCCGAUGGAAGUUAUUACAAAUUUGUAUUCAACCCAAAAGGGGAAUGCUCAAGGGAUGUCUAUGCUCAGUUUCUGGAAAUGACUGAUGAGAAGAUAUGAAGCUGCUGCAAUAGCAGGUUAUCCAAAGUGUUUGCGCUGUUUCCUGCUCCUCCAGUGAGUCAGUGCCACUGAUAUUUGUUUUCUCAUGGACAUCAUUUAACAGAGGCUGAUCUCGAUGGUCCUGAUGCCAUGCAGAGCACUGCAUCUUGUGAUAAAGCUGUAAAGUAGGGAAUUCCUGCAUACCAACGAUGCACUAUAGUUACGUGCAGCAAAUAAGUGCAUACACUUUAAAAAGGCACAGCUUGAGCUUGUGCCUGCUCUUUUAUGUAAGACAUAAUUUAGUUUUAACAGUAUGCAGAACAUGGGAAAUUAAUUUUGAUGAAGGUAAGCAUUCUUCAGAAUAACUGGUUUGGAGAGGAUUACCAUUGCACCAUUUUUCUUUUGUAGUUGUGAAGUCUACAAGGUUAUAUAGAAUAAUUUGUAGACAAAAACCAUCUUUGUUCUUCAUUCUGUCUGUAAGGACCCUCAUUUGUUUACAGGUUUUACUGUUAGUCAUUGAAAAGUUAGCAAAUUAUUUUCCCUCUUAAAAAUAUUUUUGUAGUGAAGUAAGUUUGUAACUUGGAAUGCAUCUUUCUGAGAUGCUGUUUUGCCAGAUGUUUUGAUAUGGUCCCCAGAGAUUUGUUGAGGCUUACAUAUUGCAACAUGGCUGAAUUAUUCAGCAGUUCUUUAAAAUGUGAUUUGUUACAUUUUGUAAAUAAAAGUCUUGUAUUAAUGUAACCGUAAGUAGACUGAAGAUACCAGAAGCUUGCCUUAGAACAAACACAUAUUAAAAUAUCCAGAACAUUUCAUACUUUUCAGUAUAUUUUCGCACAUUGUAAAUAACUUUAAUGGUUCUUUUUUGUGAUAAUCUUGUUAAUUACUUUCUGUUUUGCACAUAUAUCUGGUAUGUUAUACUGUACUAGACGGCAAUAUGUACAUUAACUGUCACUACUUUGUAUUCAUUGUAGCUGAAUUUCAGAUGCACUAAUAUUAUUUUGUCCAAGUUGCCAAAUCACAUUGUUGCAAUUAAAAUGCAUACUUUGGAUGGAGCAAAAUCAUUAAAUUGCACUGAAUUCUUGUGCAUCA
Messenger RNA from Protopterus annectens (West African lungfish), 2384 nucleotides. RefSeq names its product WD repeat domain 45B (gene WDR45B). NCBI's taxonomy places the organism in Eukaryota, Metazoa, Chordata, Ceratodontiformes, Protopteridae. Gene Ontology annotation, molecular function: phosphatidylinositol-3,5-bisphosphate binding; protein binding; phosphatidylinositol-3-phosphate binding. Bases 285 to 1319 code for a protein of 344 amino acids. The transcript has 10 exons. Gene Ontology annotation, cellular component: cytosol; phagophore assembly site membrane; extrinsic component of membrane. The record is from RefSeq and is a predicted model, not a curated record. Gene Ontology annotation, biological process: protein localization to phagophore assembly site; protein lipidation; nucleophagy.